AUGUCAGCACGUAUACAAAGAGUGGUUUUCUUCGCCCUUGUUAUCGAUCUUUUAGCGUUCACGAUCCCGUUACCGCUCUUCCCUCGACUUAUUGAAUGGUAUACUUCCCGGGAAGGGAAAGAUGUGAAUGGCAUACUUUACAAAUCUCUGAGCAUUGUCACCCGCAUCAGAAGCUGGUUUUUGUCUGAUGCACGCGGCGAGUCGGUCAGAAAACGAUGGGACAUUGUGCUGCUAGGGGGUCUUUUAGGCUCGCUCUUUUCAACCCUCCAAUACAUUAUCUCGCCGGCAUUGGGAACCUUGAGCGAUAAGUUUGGGAGAAAACGAAUUUUAAUGCUAUCGAUGAUUGGGAACUUGCUGUCCGCGAUUGUAUGGCUACAGUCAACGUCCUUCGCAUCCUUCAUGCUUUCCCGAGCGAUAGGUGGGAUUAGUGAAGGAAAUGUUCAGCUCUCAAUAGCAAUUCUUUCUGACAUAACGACUCCUAUGGCGCGGGGAAGGGCCCUAUCGCUAGUCGGAAUUGCGUUUGGAAUCUGUUUUUGUAUUGGUCCGCCGCUCGGGGCGUACUUUGCCUCUCGUCCGAUAUCCACAUCGCUUGCCGGAGUAGAACUCAAUAUAUACGCUGCUCCGGCGGCAUUAACCCUGGUUUUGCUGUCGAUAGAGACAGCAUUCCUAGCCUAUUUCUUACCUGAAACGAAAGGGAGGGGACCGCUUGCGGACUUGGAUGAUAUUGUCGACUCGAAUGACGUCUCGCCCACACUCCGGAAGCCAAAAUAUUCAUCAACGGAGGUUCGGCUCGAUACACUACAAGCUCUGAAGCGUUACCACUUCCUCUUCCUUUCCGUCUUCUCGGGCGUUGAAUUCACUCUCAUGUUUUUGACAUUUGAUUUGUUCGACUGGAACAACCUUGAAAACGGGCGCUUAUUAGGUCUAAUUGGUGUUCUCUCGACUGUACUUCAAGGGGGAUAUGUACGACGGAUGAUCGGAAAAGUCGGUGAAAUCAAGAUGGCUCGUCGUGGGGUGAUGAGCUGCAUCAUAUCAUUGAUCAUUCUAUCUCGUAUCCCCAAUUUGGCAAAAGAACCGCGAACAAUACCAAAGGCCAUACGGCUCCUGUACUUAUCCGCUGCAUUCUUUGCCUUCACAUCAGCUACAGUCGUGAAUGCUCUCACGUCCGCCGCUUCCCUUCAGUGUGACGACGGUCUAGAGGAAGACAGUAUUCCAACGCAUCCGGAACUCAGGAAAGGUCGAGCAUUGGGGAAGUUUAGAUCAUCUGGCCAGCUUGGAAGAGCAAUCGGACCGCUUCUAGCAUGCGCCUCGUACUGGUCUUUCGGUGGGUCUCUUCAAUAUGAUGCAAUCCGACGUGGUCUCAUAUCGUUAUGA
Cantharellus anzutake is the source of this 1374-nucleotide messenger RNA. RefSeq names its product MFS DHA1 sub-family. The transcript is spliced from 10 exons. Gene Ontology annotation, cellular component: brush border membrane. Gene Ontology annotation, biological process: transmembrane transport. Bases 1 to 1374 code for a protein of 457 amino acids. Gene Ontology annotation, molecular function: transmembrane transporter activity. The record is from RefSeq and is a predicted model, not a curated record. Lineage: Eukaryota; Fungi; Basidiomycota; Agaricomycetes; Cantharellales; Hydnaceae.